CCGCUGCCGUACUUCCGGGGCGACUUUGUGGGGCUGGGUCCAAAUUACUGUGAGUCAAGGGCUGCGAUUACUUCGUCUUUUACAAUCUUUGGAGGAGUAGCUGCUGUGCCACCUAAACCAAAGAAAUUGAAAGCACCGGGAAGUAGCAGUCACCGCCAUGCCAAAGAAUAAAGGUAAAGGAGGUAAAAACAGACGUAGGGGCAAGAAUGAAAAUGAAUCUGAAAAAAGAGAAUUGGUGUUUAAAGAGGAUGGACAAGAGUAUGCUCAGGUAAUUAAAAUGCUGGGAAAUGGACGAUUAGAAGCGAUGUGUUUUGAUGGUGUAAAGAGAUUAUGUCAUAUCAGGGGGAAAUUGAGAAAAAAGGUUUGGAUAAAUACCUCAGACAUUAUAUUGGUUGGUCUUCGAGACUAUCAGGAUAACAAAGCUGAUGUAAUUUUAAAGUACAAUGCUGAUGAAGCUAGAAGUCUGAAGGCAUAUGGCGAGCUUCCAGAACAUGCUAAAAUCAAUGAUACAGAUACAUUUGGUCCUGGAGAUGAUGAUGAAAUCCAGUUUGAUGAUAUUGGAGAUGAUGAUGAAGACAUUGAUGAUAUCUGAAUUGAACUCAGAGUUUGUGAAGAUUAUUCUACAGUUUUGAUUUUGGCCAGCACCUGUUAAGAAGACUAAAACUUCAUUUAGUAUGAAUUUAGUUUGUUAAGACAUACUGAUUUAUUUUCAUUGUUUUCAAGUAUUAUAUUUCUCUAAAAACUGAUGAAACUGAAUUACUUCAAGUGAAAAUUUAAUACUUUAUUCAUUCAUUGUAAUUGAAUUUAGAAAUAAAAGACUACAAUUAUAACUCACUGCUGUCAAACAACAGAAACAAGUUAUUCCCACAUGACUACUUUAUUCUAGUUAAUAGGUGUUUUGAAUAAAUUGCCUUAUCAUUUUUGAUAAAGCCUUGUUUUGAUAAAGCCUUGUUCCAGCUAGUCUGUGUACAGUCUUCUCUAUAUUCUAGUUAUCUAUAUGUUUUCUAAGAUUUUUGACAUUAUUUAAGAAAGGUAGAAGUCAAGAAAUGGAGCUAUAUUCGUAUUUAUGUACCCAUAUGUAUUUUUAUACUAAGUUUGAUAAAAACAUUCUUCUCAUUUUAUGUUGCCACCAUCAUUUUAAAAAAAAAAAAAAAAAAAAGCUUUUCCAAAAUGCAGUUUUUAGAACAUGGGCUUGAAAAACAGUUUUCAAUUUGUUAGAUUAUUAGUUGCAAAAAUUCAGUGUUAGGUGACCUAAUUAUUUUUACAUUGGAGGUAUUGACAUGUUAGUUGAUAGUAUUUUUACCUAAUGUGUAUAGAAAAUUUCUCAAGAAAAACUUUAGAUGGUAAAAUAAGUACAGCAUUUUUUUUAUUUUACAGAGUAGGUUGUGUUAAAUGUGUCACUUAUUGUCAAAAGUCAUAUGCAUUGUGACCCAUAUUUUUGGGCUUUAUGAACAAUUAAAUUACAAUAUAUAAACGAAAAACUAAUUUUAUAGUAAGUUCUGUUAAACUAAGCCCUUCUUAAAGCCUUAUCUGGGUUUUAUCAAAGGGAAAGAAAGGAACCACUACUAAAAAAUAUAAUAAAAUGUGUUGUUGAGUACACUUUGUCCUUACUUUGUGUUAUUGAUGUAUUUUAUUGUAUGUACCAACUUUCAUAUAUAUUUUACUAGGAAUUUAGAUUAUAACCUUACUGUUUGACAUUUUUAUUUCAAAAUUAUCAAUUCAUAAGGUAAAAUUAAGGAUGAGGCUAAACACUACCUACAGUUAAACUUUAACACAACUUCAGUGGAAAAGAUUCAAGUAGUUUGUAAAGCAUAGCUCUCUUAGUUUUUCAGCAGUGAGACUUAAUGUAAAAAAAAAAAAAAAAUACACUUUCACCUGGUUACAAAAUGGUAAAUAUAAGAAAUAUAAAGGAGGUUUCACAUGGUUUUAUCUCUCUUUACCAUAAUUUUACUUCCUAAGUGUGACAUCCUGAGCCAAUUCCAAUGCCAGAAUACACACAUAAUUAAAUCUAAAAAUAAGAAAUGAAAAUGCAUAAAAGUAGUUCAUGGUUUUUAUUCUUUGAAGUUCCUGAACAUUUAUGUAGGAGAAAUGUAUCUGAGACUGAGGACUAAUUUAGAAUACUUCUAAGAAACUAGCUCUGAAGAAUUUAUAUAGGGAUUGUCCUCAAGGGUGAUCAAAACUUGCCAAAACAUGUAACUUUUUGUAAAUAAAAGUAUAUUGAAUUUACAUAUCAUCCAACAUUUUGCCAAGGAUGUCAGAACCUCUCUGUAUGACACAGUUCAUGUUAGGUAGAGAGCCACUCAAAACAUCUUUUUUCCUACAUACUUCCUCUAACAAAUACAGUUUAUCUAAAGAAUUUCUUUAAGUUCAAUUACCGUGCCAAUUUGUGUUUGCUAAUUGUUAAUGGUCCAAUUGUGCCCUCCCAAAAAAUUCCCUAACCUCGAAUAAUGAUAUUUGUAUUAGAGAAGUGGCCUUUAGGAAGUUUUAGG
Mustela erminea (ermine) is the source of this 2489-nucleotide messenger RNA. Its product is annotated as eukaryotic translation initiation factor 1A, X-chromosomal-like. Lineage: Eukaryota; Metazoa; Chordata; Mammalia; Carnivora; Mustelidae. The coding region runs from base 158 to 592 and encodes 144 amino acids. Gene Ontology annotation, cellular component: cytoplasm. Gene Ontology annotation, biological process: translational initiation. The record is from RefSeq and is a predicted model, not a curated record. The transcript has 7 exons. Gene Ontology annotation, molecular function: translation initiation factor activity; RNA binding.